Amphibalanus amphitrite is the source of this 780-nucleotide messenger RNA. Its product is annotated as troponin C-like. The transcript is spliced from 6 exons. The coding region runs from base 109 to 561 and encodes 150 amino acids. Gene Ontology annotation, molecular function: enzyme regulator activity; calcium ion binding. The record is from RefSeq and is a predicted model, not a curated record. NCBI's taxonomy places the organism in Eukaryota, Metazoa, Arthropoda, Thecostraca, Balanomorpha, Balanidae.
GCAGGAACGAGGUGAAGGCAGAAGGGGUGGUCAGUUUGAGAGGAGCCGUUGGGUCGAAGAGGUCGCCGGUUCCGCAGGUCGUGAAGAGCAGCCCUCUGACAUCUGAUCAUGGACGAGCUAGAACCGGAACAGGUCACCAUGCUGAAGAAGGCUUUCGACGGCUUCGACCAUGAAAAGAAGGGCGCCAUCAGUACCGACCUGGUGGGCACCAUCCUGAGGAUGAUGGGUCAGGCGUACAACGCCAAAACGCUGCGCGAACUCAUCGACGAGGUGGAUGCCGAUCACUCCGGAAUGCUGGAGUUUGAGGAGUUUGUCACGCUGGCCGCCAAGUUCAUCAUCGAAGACGACUCGGAGGCCAUGGCUAAGGAGCUGAAGGAGGCCUUUCGGCUUUAUGACAAAGAGGGGAACGGCUUUAUUCCCACUUCAUCAUUGGCCGAAAUCCUGAAGGAACUGGAUGACACACUAAGUGAUGAAGACCUUGAAAACAUCAUCAAAGAAAUCGAUACAGACGGAUCCGGUACCCUCGAUUUUGAUGAAUUCAUGGAAAUGAUGACUGGCUGAACACCGUGGUGGAAAAAAGUAAAAAACGCACGCACGCUAUCACUCACAGCUCCGGAGCCCAACUGUUCUGCACUAUGGUUCUGCUUUGCUCAUAUGCAAUAAUGACACGGAGCUACAAGAAAAAAUAACACGAUCGUAUUUCGCACCUUCACAUCGUAAUGGCUAGCAUUUUUUUCUAUGCCUGUGAACAUGUUUGAUAUAAUACAUUUUCGAACAAUG